Messenger RNA from Penicillium atrosanguineum, 789 nucleotides. RefSeq names its product terpene synthase family protein. The record is from RefSeq and is a predicted model, not a curated record. NCBI's taxonomy places the organism in Eukaryota, Fungi, Ascomycota, Eurotiomycetes, Eurotiales, Aspergillaceae. The coding region runs from base 1 to 789 and encodes 262 amino acids. The transcript is spliced from 4 exons.
AUGAAUCUAGAGCAGGUAGCUCCAUGUCCUCUUGCCCUGCGAUAUCUCCAUGACGGGUUCGAGACAGUAGAUGCAGCUGCGAAAGUGGCCAGAAAAGAAUGGGAGGACAAUAUGGGUGAAGAAAUCCCAUCUACCUUCAGGGGGAGUGAAAGUUCCUUGACAGGACCUUGGGAGUCGCUGGUUCUAUCAGAGUGUUCCCCCGAGCUACUAUUUCUGGCUGGCUGGAUGACCCAGACAUUUUUCUUGGUUGACGAUAAGGCUGAUCGUAGGUCUCGGAAGGAGGCUCAUGAACAGCUUAACAUGCCGCUCGAUCACGUCUUCAGGAUCGUAAAACUGAAACCGGAACCGGCUACCUCCAUGGAACGACUUUUCCUCCCUCGACUCAGACAGAUGCUCGACUACGAUUACGAAGGAGCUUCUUUACUAUUUGAAGGUUGGCGGGACUGGCUUCAGCAGGCAGACACUCGCGACGAAAAUACACUGGAAUCACUCGAAGCAUACCUAAAGUUCCGAGAGAUGAACGUCGCUUUCCUCCCCUACUCCCACCUAACUAUCUUUGUCCUAAGAUUGAAUAUUACCCGAGAGGAAAGGCAAGCGAUCGACCAUUUCCGCAACCUUGCGGCACGAAACUUUUCGUUGAUCAAUGACUAUUGGAGUUGGGCCAAGGAGAUUCGAGAGUCAUACGAGGGUGUUCAAAGAAUGAUGAAUGCAGUCACCAUGAGAAUGCGGCAAGUGUCCGAGAUGGAAAGCCUUCAAAUUGUGAAGGACUUGGCUAUUGAGUGCGAGUAG